This is a messenger RNA of Ailuropoda melanoleuca (giant panda), 525 nucleotides long. RefSeq names its product keratin-associated protein 9-2-like. The coding region runs from base 57 to 467 and encodes 136 amino acids. NCBI's taxonomy places the organism in Eukaryota, Metazoa, Chordata, Mammalia, Carnivora, Ursidae. The record is from RefSeq and is a predicted model, not a curated record. The transcript has a single exon. Gene Ontology annotation, cellular component: keratin filament.
AACAGAAUCUGAGAAACUCACUUCUGAACAGAAGCCCCCCCUCCACCUGUGACACCAUGACCGACUCGUGCUGCUCCCCUUGCUGCCAGCCUACGUGCUGCAGGACCACUUGCUGCAGGACCACCUGCUGCCAGCCCAGCUGCUGCGGGUGCAGUGGUGGCUGUGGACAAGGCGGCUGCGGGUCCAGCUGCUGCGGGUCCAGCUGCUGCCAGCCUUGCUGCUGCCGCCCAACUUGCUGUCAGACCACCUGCUGCAGGACCACCUGCUGCCGGCCCAGCUGCUGUGUGUCCAGCUGCUGCCAGCCCAGCUGCUGUGGGUCCAGUGGCUGUGGACAAACUUGCUGUGGGUCCAGCUGCUGUCAGCCAGCCUGCUGUACCCCUGUGUACUGCAGGAGAACGUGCUACCAGCCCACCUGCUGCUGCGUGCCUGGAUGCCUAGCCCAGGGCUGUGGAUCCAGCUGCUGCUAGCCCGGUUGCCAGCCAAACUGCUGCCGCACCACCUGCUGCAGGACCACCUGCUGCCACC